AGGUAGUACAGCUAGUAAAACUUGGAUACAACUUCACUUAUUUGAGCCCCUUGGGUCGCUGUAAAUUUGAAAACAUUUUUAAAAAAAUAUAUAUAGGUACUUUAUUUUUCAUAUAUUUUCAGGUAAGGCGUAAAAUCUUUCUCAGCUUGUUUAUUGAAGGGGAAUUUAAAUCAGAAUGUCGUUAUGCACAAAUAAAGCAGAACAAAAUAAAAAAAAUCUUAAUGUCAAAUGCUUUAUAAAGCUAAAAAGAAUUAUCUAUGUCCAAAUGACACUGGUGAAUUAACCAUGAUUUUUCCAUUGCUAUCUCUAAUAAGCUUUUAGUACUUUAUCUUUGUAUUCUUGCGUUUUCAUUCUAAUUAGAUUAUUUAAAAAACUGUGGGAAAGUCCCCUUAGGCCAUAGAAGCAUAAGCAAAGGUGCAUUACAUUAUGUUGCAUCAUUUUUGUCUUUCCUUUGCUUUAAAAGAUUUUGCCACCUCUCUAUUGCUUGUCCCUUUGUAGAUUUACACACAAUAAAAAUGAAAAAUCUUUGCUACUGUUUUCAUUUUGACAGGUUAUUUGACACCAUGUCUUGAGUUUGUUUCUUUGCAGUAGCAGCAAACAACUUUAUUAUGUUCCACAGCACAUUAGUUUCCACGGUGAGGCAUUGUAGCAUUUUUCAAAUGCUCUGAAACCACAUAGGUUAAGCGAAGAAGCAUUGCUCCAAGAAGGACCCUCUAAGAUCUGCUGAAACAGAAAUUAGCCAUAUGCUAAUGCAAUUCACGUAUGGGUAGACUGAGACUUUUAGCUUGGAGGCAGUAGAAUAGUAUUCUCAGACCAUCAACAGCUUAGACACCACAAAUACCCGAGGCAAAGGGAGACUUUUACCAUGGAGUCCGAGGAAUUAACCCGCCAUCAGCUAUUUGUCAAAAAAUUUAAACCAACAGACGAAACGAUAUUCAAGUCGGUGGAGCAUUUUCCUGAAACCAUCACACAUGCGUCUUAUGUUCCAAAACCUCUAUCAAAAUUAGUAAAAUGUGGAGUUAAACAUUUAGAGGAAGGUUUUCCAACGAUAAAAGGAGAUCCACGCGCUUUCAAGUUUACCACCGAAUACGAAGAUGUUUAUAAGAAACAUCUUCACCAGCGUGUGCAGCCUGUUGAAAAGCAUUACUCCACCGUCAAUAUAGGUGAUCCUCGGAAAGGUUCAGAAACAAAGACAAUGUACAGAGCAUCAUACCCCAAGCUCAAUCUCAGCAGUUUUCACAGAGAGCCGAAGAAGAAAGAUAAUAAGGUGCUCAACCCGAGCGAUGUCUUUAAUGGCCCCUGGUCCUCGAUCUUCAAAGAUGACUUUAGAGCCCACAAAGUUGACCUUCAGGGAAUCUCCUCCCAUAAGUUUACUGGUCUCCAGAGAGCUACUAGCAACUUUCAACCAAAAAUAGCCGUCCCUUCGCAGCAAGAUAUUCCUAUAAGCAUGACACAAGCCAGCUUUAUUCCACAUCCACCAUCAAAACUGGUAAAACCCAAAGUCAGUCAUCUAGAAGAAGGUUUUCCCACAAUAAGAGGAGAUCAACACGAUGUCAACUUUCUCUCGCAAUACAGAGACGCCUUCAGAAAGCAUCUUGUCCAACCAGUAGAGCUAGCUGAAAGGCACUACUCCUCCGUCUGUAUGGGUAAUCCUGCAAAGGGUUCAGAAACAGAGACAUCAUAUUCAUGGGCAUUCCCUCAGAUCUCUGUCAACAGCCCAGUGAAGCCAAUAAUUCCGGAUGAGUCGAGGCGUAGAUAUGACGACAAAAACACCUGGGCCACCUCCAGAGAUGACUUUAAAUCCCACAAAGUUGCGCCUAUUGUCCUAGCAAAACGAGUCCAGAAUGUCAGCUCUCUGCCCUUUGUUGACACUAACAAGGAUCAAAGCCGAGAAAAGAUUCCUUUCACCACCAACAGUAUCUUCUUCUCACAUAACGGCUCACAGCCUCCAAUGACUUUACCUGAUCCCGACUUGAUUACGAAAAGUAACGUCUAUUUUGGCCCAGAAAGUGUGUCAAAAGAAAGCUACAAACCCCACAAAACUGAGCAGAACAUCCAACAGGAAAUAGAGCAACCCAAAGUAGUUACCUAUCCGGAGAGUAACAUUCUGACUGGACCAGAUUUGGAGCCAAAAAUCACCAUGACAAUGGCUGACUUCAAGGCUAAGAAGAUCACCCAACAGCCGCAGUGUGAGUCGCAGCAAACGACCAACCUCAAGUUCCCGCUGGGCGACGUGAGUUACAACACAUCCCACAAGGAUGAGUACAUUACCAGACCGUUGUUCCCGCGGCCUGCUCAGUACGACCAGCGCUACAGCCAAGUUAAGCUGAGAUGACUGAAUCACAGCAGGAUUUCAGUUCCUAAUAAAUAUUUUUGAACAGU
Messenger RNA from Gambusia affinis (western mosquitofish), 2382 nucleotides. RefSeq lists its product as uncharacterized. The coding region runs from base 866 to 2335 and encodes 489 amino acids. The record is from RefSeq and is a predicted model, not a curated record. NCBI's taxonomy places the organism in Eukaryota, Metazoa, Chordata, Actinopteri, Cyprinodontiformes, Poeciliidae. The transcript is spliced from 13 exons.